UUUGUUGUUGUUGUUGUUGUGGUGGUGGUGUAUGUCUUUUUUACAUAACGUACUAUGAGGAGAAGCCAUCCAAUCACUGACGAGCAGAUUCAGUAGUAGCCUAGUUACUGUAAUAACCUCGCCGUCUGGUGUCAACUACAGUGAGAAUAAGCGACAGUAAACGACAGAAAGAGAAAACUGCACGCACAUAACCAGAUUGUGAGAGAUUAAAGUGAUUCACUGAAGGUGUUUGUAUGUUCUGCAGGUGUUCAGGUGGAUCUGUUCUGCCAUGAAAGGUCAGCGUGUGUCAGACGGUGUGCGUAGAUGUUGGAGAUCUGCUGUCUGGAUCCUCACCAGCCUGCUGGUAUUAUUGUUUCUGAUCACCGUCACCACCAUUCUUCCAUCCGGAGAUAUCGAACUCAAACGAAGAUCAGUUUCCACCAAUACUACAAAUGCCUCGGUGACAACUCAGUCUGAAGUGCGGCUGAUGAACGGCAGAAACCGGUGCGAGGGCCGUGUGGAGGUGCUUCAUAACGGCACGUGGGGGACCGUGUGCGACGACGACUGGGACAUGGUGGACUCUAACGUGGUGUGCCGGCAGCUGGACUGCGGAGUGGCCGUGGCCGUGGGGAGCAGCUCCAAGUUCGGCCAGGGCUCUGGCCCAAUCCUGCUGGAUAACGUGGACUGCAAAGGGGGAGAGAUGGAUUUGAGUCAGUGUGGGAAUCAGGGAUGGGGCGUCCAUAACUGCUACCACUAUGAAGAUGUGGCCAUCACCUGUAGAGGCAAUAAUGUCGUGGAAUCUCGAGGCCUAGAGCCCACCACACCGUCCCGUCUCAUCUCGGGUUUAAGAGAUGGUGCCAUACGUUUGGCGGGGACUUCAGACCGGUGCCAGGGCCGGGUGGAGAUAUACUACCAGGGCAGCUGGGGAACGGUGUGCGAUGAUGAUUGGAGCAUGGCAGACGCAGCAGUCGUGUGUCAGCAAAUCAGCUGCGGACAAGCUGUCGCCGCACCUACGAACGCCUACUUUGGCUACGGCACGGGACGGAUUCUGCUGGAUAACGUGAACUGUAAUGGGCAUGAGAGCACUCUGGCCACCUGUUACAGCCUCGGAUGGGGAGUGAAUAACUGCGGGCAUCAUGAGGACGCAGGUGUCAUCUGCUCAGGUUCAAGUUCCACCAUGGUCCCGGUUGUCAACACAGAGACUUUAGGCAGAGAAUUCAUCAUUCCAGAAACCACACCAGUGACAGAGAUGAGAGUGCCAGUUACUGUGACGACAACCACUAUGUCCACUACAGCCUCAACGACGAAAGAGAAGCCCAGCAUUCGUGUGGUGAACGGCAUGAACAACUGUCAGGGCCGAGUGGAAGUCCUCUACUUCACCAUCUGGGGAACCGUGUGUGAUGACGACUGGGAUAUGGAUAACGCUCAGGUGGUCUGCAGACAGCUGGGAUGCGGGCCGGCUCUUGCAGCCAAGUCUCUGGCUUACUUCGGCCACGGUUCAGGUCCCAUACUGCUGGAUAACGUUGACUGCAAUAGCAGUGAGCAAAAGCUGACCGACUGCUUUAAUCUGGGCUGGGGACAGCAUAACUGCGGCCAUCAUGAAGAUGCUGGAGUGAUCUGUGCACCACCUUUGGAAUUUGAGGUAAUGGGAAGAGACUUUGGCGUAGGGAUGACAGAGGGAAUUCCAACUACGACUCCAACUACAACCACAACACCAGCAGAAGCUACCAUCAGGCUCGUGGGAGGCAUCCAUCGCUGCGAGGGCCGUGUGGAGAUGUACCUGAGAGGAGAAUGGGGUACCGUGUGUGAUGACGCUUGGGAUCUUACAGAUGCUAAGGUGGUGUGCAGGCAGAUGGGCUGCGGCCUGCCUAAAGCCGCCCAGGGACUGGCCCACUUCGGUCCCGGUCGUGGCACAAUCCACCUGGACAACCUGAAAUGCACAGGCUCAGAAGCUACUCUCAUUCAGUGCUCUCACAUAGGAUGGAAUGUCCACAACUGUGACCACUCAGAGGACGCCAGCGUCACAUGUUCACUCUAAUGACUCCGCCCACCUCAAGCCACGCCCGCCAGUAGACGCAGUGGGAGGGGACAGGAAUAGCAUUGACUCCAGGACUUGUAUAAAUUUUGUACAUUACACCUCACGCCAACCCUGAAGAAUAGAUUUUAAAGAUGAAAUAGUUAUUUGGGUGUGAAAUAAG
This is a messenger RNA of Megalobrama amblycephala (Wuchang bream), 2177 nucleotides long. It is a transcript of the gene ssc4d, whose product is annotated as scavenger receptor cysteine-rich domain-containing group B protein. Lineage: Eukaryota; Metazoa; Chordata; Actinopteri; Cypriniformes; Xenocyprididae. The record is from RefSeq and is a predicted model, not a curated record. Gene Ontology annotation, cellular component: membrane.